Messenger RNA from Cherax quadricarinatus, 4803 nucleotides. Lineage: Eukaryota; Metazoa; Arthropoda; Malacostraca; Decapoda; Parastacidae. The record is from RefSeq and is a predicted model, not a curated record.
CGUAAACACAGUCAGUGUGAGUUGGACUGUGAGGUGGGUAGGUGGUAUCUUUAGCGCUAGUGUGUGUAAGUUCUUGCAAUGUGGCACCUGAUAUUAUAGUGAUUUUGUUUUGGAAGUGACUGAGUAUCACCUUGAAAUUAUUCACCUGAUGCAUUUAAUAGUGUAAUUGUGUUCAGUAACGCCAGGCACAGAGCCUUUUGGCCUAAAUGUUGAGGAACCUACGGUCCAUCGACAGGUACACUCGCGAGUUACUUCAUUCAGGUUCAGAGUCGUACAAACGACCGCCAUAUAGCACCUUGGGAACGACUUCGGGGCAGGGCGCCACGUACGAUUGGAUUUACCGCGGCUCGGGGGCGACUAUGCCUCCCCUGGUGCGGCCUCACGACCCGACAGCGGCGGCCUACCUCAUGGGGUCUCCCGAUGGCGAGGUCAAGACCAAGCUGAAGUGUGUCUUGGUGGGCGAUGGUUCCGUCGGCAAGACCUCACUAGUCGUCUCCUACACCACUAAUGGAUAUCCCACAGAAUACGUCCCAACAGCCUUCGACAAUUACAAUGUGGUGGUUAACGUUGACAACCAGCCAAUCAGACUACAGCUGUGCGACACUGCAGGACAGGAUGACUUCGACUCGCUGCGGCCGCUGUGCUAUCCUCAGACGGACGUGUUCCUGGUGUGCUUCAGCGUCGUGUCGCCCACCUCCUUCCACAACGUAAGGGAGAAGUGGCUGCCGGAGCUGCGUCACCACAACCCCCGAGCACCCAUAGUCCUUGUCGGUACUCAGAGCGACCUCAGGACAGACGUGAAGGUCCUCAUAGAACUAGCGCAGUACCGUGAGCAACCAGUGACAGAGGUAGCAGCUCGUCGCUUGGCCCACCAGAUUGGGGCAGUUGGAUAUGUCGAGUCCUCGGCUCUCACACAGCGCAACCUAAAGGAGGUUUUUGACCAAGCCAUCCUAGCUGCCCUUGAAGCCCGCAAUAUCCCAACACUUAGUCGAGGAGGGUCCUCCAAACGGUCUUUCUCUAGGCACAGAAAGAUGGGUGGAAGUACAGAAUGGGGCCACGGCCUCUUAAACACCAUCUGGGAAAAAAACACACUCGAGUACACAGAUACACCCUCUGGAAACGCGGGGCGGAAGCAUGCUGUUUUUUCCUGACCCACGCCCCCCCCCGGGACCCCACACCACCACUUUUCCACACAAGAACCAUGGCGGGGUGUAAAGACAAGACGAGGGGGGCGAAUCCCGCGGAGACGUAAAACCUCACAACCUCAACAAAAACCCCAAAUCUACACAAUUCUUAAGCCCCUACACGGGGCUUCGUGCCCCGCCCCGUGUCUUAACCAUGCAUUGAUCAAAACAUCCCCCCUCAGAGUCUUGCAGGCAACGAAAACGGGCAAUUCUUACCCUAUAAAACAGUUUUAAAAGUGGGGCCUUCCCUAAACUUUUUUCUUUAUACAAAAUUAUUUUUCAUGUAUAGUCAAGUAUUUUGCCCCGUAAAUUUUAACUUUAUCAUUUUUUUGCACUGGAAUUUUACAAUCGUAUAUCGUUUCCCGAUGAAAGGGCAGUGGGACCCCUUCAGGGGCAUCCCAAAUUUUGAAAGGUGAAAAAGAAUCACAAUAUGGUCUUAAUGUGGUGUUCAAUCUGGGAAAAGUGAAAAACAUAAGUGCCAGGGAAUUAGGGGGCCUGUGUCCCCGUAGUGUACAGCAUCUGUGCAUAUUGUGAAUCUUAAAGGAACCCCAUUCUGAUAAAGUGUUAUCCCUACUUGUGAAGUGAUGUCAUGUUAUGUAAGGAAAUACGGAAAAAGGUAGAUGCUAUUUUAGUGAAACAAUAAAAUUAUAUGUGGAAAAAUGCAUGUUUUCAUUACAGUAUUAUUUUAAUUUUUACUUUAUCACGUUGUGUGCACAGUGAAUGUUUCAGCUGGGUGUAUAUAAUAUUAUAUACUCAUGUACUGUACUUGAAGUAUGGCUGUAGUAGAGGUCGACUGGAAUUACUAGCAGUGAAUGCUGCGUGCAAUAAGAUUUUGUUGAUUCUUCAAGGAUCCGUAGAUUGUAAUAUAUAAUGAACUAUUUGCAGUAUGAAAAAAUACCUGAAGUAUAUUGAGAUCACAGCCCUUUCAUAUAUAUUUUAUUCUGUAUUUGAUCAAAGAAGUGUUUAACCAGCAGUGUAUCUUAUACACACUUUUUAAUGUGUUAGUCUGUAUUGUACUAUGUCAACUCAUAUUGCUGAGCCAAGUCACAGAUUAAACCAUUUAUCAUACAGUAUUUGUUAUAUCAUAUUUUUCUUGCUUAUAAACUGUAACUGAUAGUGUACUUGUAUAUCUUUAUGGUUAGAACAUUUUGUUUUAGAUUUUUUGUAAACCAUAAUGUUUAUAUGUACUAUAUUUACAAAACUAUUCAGAAAUUUUUGCUUUGUGAUGGAAUAUUGUCAUUUGUAUGCACAUUGCACAGAUAAAGUAAAAAUUUAAAAUGUCCACUUGCAGUCGGUAUGUGAAAUAAACAAUUUAGUCUAUAGUAGGCACACUAUAGUAAGAAAUAUAUACAGUACUACAGGUUGGUAUGUAUUACAAGAGAAUGAAUGGUGUAUGGAUAAGGAUGACAGCUACAUGUUAUUCCAAUUCUAAAUGAUGUAAAUUAUUCAGACAUUAAUAACCAAGAAAAUUAUAGCAGUUAUAUUCAUUGUAUUUUUGUAAUCAAUAAUAAUUAGCCUCACAAGGUAAUAAGAGUUUAAAUGUUCUAAGUCCAGUAUCAAUGUAUUGCAGUUACAACUGAUGAAAUCUUCCCUACUGAGGUACUGGAUAAAUGUCACACCACUGGAGUGUUGUAUAGUACUGUAAUACUCAGUAUUCCUUCUGGGCAUUUCUGUGGUAACAAAUUUGAUGAAAAUGGGAGCCUUUCUUUAACAAGCCAAGCUUCAUUACUGUAGUUGCUACAUAAGUUUUACUUUUAUCACAGUUUCAAAAAUAAAAUAAAAUUAAAAUUUUGUAAUAUGAAUGAACCACUGAGAUUGAUAUUGCAUGUCAUGCCUUUUAAGCUAAUUGAUGAAACAAGCAAACUAUUCUAAAAAAUAAGUUUUAAUUUUUUAUUUUAUACAUUGAUAGAUAUGUUUUUGUGAACUAACAUGAUAGUUUUUUUUUAAUUUGCACCAAAAUGAGCUAUGCAAUCUAGCUGAAAUUUACUGUGCAUAGUUAUUGCAUGGCAGUAUUAUUUUAUAACUAUGACCCCUGAAGGGCAAUACCGUGAUGCCAGCAAGGGGCUCCAGAUUUCCCAGGUGCUAUAUGACCCAUACAGGUAUAAUUCUCCUCCCCUGAGAGUAAUACAUAAUGUAAUAAUUUUACAACUAUUGCAACAACGAUCGACACUACUUAUAGCAAAAUGGUACUUACCGGACAGUUAAAGUCUGCAAAUAUGACUUUAAACGGAUAACAUAUAAUUAAUUUUGGUGAUAUAUUGAUAUUGGCAUGUGGCUGAAGACAAAAAAAAAAUAUGUGAAUCAAUCAGAAUGUUCAUAGAAGCUUGGCUUAUUACAGAAUGAAAAUUAAUUUGUUUUCGUGUGUUGCUAUAGAAGGAACAUACAGUUUUUAUUCCCAGUUGUUCCUACAAAUUCAUGGAUUUCUUUACUCGCAAAUUUCAAUAACUCGACUUUCUUUUUAUAUAGAUGUUCAACCAAUGAAUAGAUUAUCUUUUUCUUGCUCAGUAUCUUUCCUAUGCUUAAACCCCUUCAUAUUUUUGUCAUUUCUUACAUUAGAAACAACCACAUUGAAGUGUAGUAUGUGCUGUUCAUAAAAGAAAUAGUCUCUGAAACAAAAAUAAGCCCAAUACUGAAACAAAAUCUGUUAUGUACAUUGUAUUUUAACUUGUUUUUAGUUUCAUAGGAUUUGUAGGAAUGCAAAUUUGUAGGGAUUACUAUACUGCUGAUAGUGUUUAAAGAAGUUUAUAUUGUUGAAAGGAAUAUGUUAUCACUCCAUACACCACAUGAUGAGGUACCCUUAUGUAUUCCAUAUGUACACAUACAUAUUUCUUACCUUGCAAAGUCCACAGUGUACAAUUCUAUCAGACUUGGCUUGUUAGCAAACUGCACAUUAUUCAGUGCAAGAUGUUCACCUCAUCAGCUGCCUAUUGAGUACUGUAGUGUUGCAGCACUUGUCUUUCACUUGUAGAAUAAUGUCCAACAUAGCUGAAAUUUACUGUAAACUUAAUUUUAUUUGAAGAGAACUUGCAUAAAAUUGCUUAUUCCUGCAUAUCUUUCUUUAUUAAAGUCAAAGCCACAUAUAAUUGUAUACAAUCCAGUUUUAUUUUUGCAAAUGACUGUUACAUUCUCUUGUAAAAUCAUUGUUUUUACCUUUGGACUAUUGUACAUUAUCAGACCAGUGGGCGAGACCUUGACCUCUGUGGCACCUAGUGGUUGCCCAUCCAAUGCUAGCAACCAACACUAUAGCUGAAUGACUCGAAUGGGAUUAGUGCUUUUUUUCUAUUGAUAUAAAAAUCCCUUUACAUGAUUUGGAUUCACCUCAAGCACUAGGUUCUUUUGUCAUCAAACAUGGGCCUACCUCAUUCUACCUUGAAAUCCAUGUGGAGUGCUAGCCUCUAGUUCUUCUAAAAGUCCUCUUUUUCAGUGCAUAACAUCUCUGGCACCUGUUGCAAGCCCUCCAAAGGUGCUUGGCUUUCAUGACACCUACAGCUUAUCUGGAACAGGUGAGGCUCGUUUUCUGUGUCUGUUCUCUUCAGCUCGUGGAACUUGUCUGUGAUGUUAUGAUCCCCACUCUGCUCUGUAUCAGCCAGCUGAACUAUGAGUAAAGAACAACAAUAAA